AGUUAAUGUAUUAUAUGGAUUCUAAAAUAUUUUAAGCAAUUUCAUUAUACAAUAAAAGUAACAGUUUAUGGUAAAAUAAAAAUUAAUUGAAGCAAAGCUAAUUUGGUAAUACUGAUAAAUUAUUAACCAAAAUUAGUUAUAAAACCAUUACACCCCUCCAUUUAUCGAGGAAUAUAUUUGACCCUUUUUAUUGUAGCCAAUAAAUCGCAACUUAAUGGUUUCAAAACAAAGGUGAAACUGAACUUACUAGAAAUAGGAGAAAAAAUUAAAAACUGUUCGCUCUGCUCCUUAUAAUAUCAUUCUCCCUUCUUUUUUGAUUCCCAUCACUUUAAAUUCUAGAAAAGAAAAAGAUUUUUUCCUAAAACUAAAUCUUAAAAUUUCGAAGAUGCCAGAGACGGAUUUAUCGUUUGGAAGGUCAUUACUAAGUUUGCGUCGGGACCAAGUGCACUUAAUGGACCCAACUGAGCCUAUGAGCAUGGAGGUGGAGUUAGAUUCUUUUCAGAGACAAGUUGCUGAGAAAUUUAUUGAUCUCAACGCCUCUGCGAAUGACGAUGAGCUCCUCUCACUUGAAUGGAUAGGAAAACUUCUUGAUUCGUUUCUUUGUUGCCAAGAAGAAUUUCGGGUUAUAAUAUUCAACCACAAGUCUCAGCUUCUCAAACAGCCAAUGGACCGUUUGAUAGAAGACUAUUUCGAGAGGAGCGUCAAAGCUCUUGAUGUUUGCAAUGCAAUUCGUGAUGGGAUCGAGCUGAUCGGGCAAUGGCAAAAACUAAUUGAAAUCGUAAUAUGCGCUUUGGACGCGAGCCAUGGACAGCUCGGUGAAGGAGAAAUCCACCGUGCUAAGAAAGCAUUGAUUGAUUUAGCCAUUGGGAUGCUAGAUGAGAAAGAUUCUUCUAACUCGUUAGCCCAGCGUAACCGUUCUUUCACACGUAACAAGGACAACAAUCAACACACUGGCUAUUUAAGGUCACUGUCUUGGAGCGUGUCACGGUCUUGGUCAGCCGCAAAGCAGUUACAAGGGAUAGGAAAUAACUUGGCCACACCUCGAGCCAGCGAUGUCAUUGCUACUAAUGGUCUAGCCCUAACGGUCUACACAAUGACAUCGAUAUUGUUGUUUGUUAUGUGGGUUCUUGUAGCCGCUAUACCUUGCCAAGACCGUGGUUUACAAGUGCAUUUUUACUUCCCAAGGCAUUUCCAAUGGGCAGUACCAGUGAUGUCCUUGCACGAUAAGAUCAUGGAUGAAUCAAAGAAAAGAGAUAAAAAGAAAGCAUGUGGAUUGCUUAAAGAGAUUAAUCUAAUGGAGAAAAACACGAGAAUGUUAAGUGAACUGAUUGAUUCAGAUAACUUCUCAUUAACCGAUGAUAAUGCUUUAAAAGUGAAGGAGAGAGUGGAAGAGUUGAUGCAAGUACGUGAAUCAAUGAAAGAAGGUUUGGAUCCAUUCGAAAGGAAAGUUAGAGACGUUUUCCACAGGAUAGUUCGUAGCCGCACUGAGGCUCUUGAUUCCCUUGGAAAGGUUCUUGAUGAAGAAUAGGAAAACUUGAAAUAUGUUUUCCUAUAUAUGGAAGUUUCAGAUUCAGUUGUGAGGAAUAUAUUGGAUAAAGAGAAAAAUAAUCUCUUGUUUUUUUUUGCUUUUCAUCCUUGUAAAGGGAGGUGCUAAUCUUCUUUAUAUCGUUUUUAUUUUAUCAGAUUAAUUUCCCGUAGAGACAAUAAUAUCUUCUUUCUAUCGUUGUAUUUUUUACUUACGAUGUCACCUCUGUGGACUGUGAGAUGUUGAUGUUACUCGGUAAGACUACCCCGGACCACUAUAACUCACAUUUCAAACCACUAUAACUCACUUUUCAAAGUAUUAACGACAACUAAAAGUUUUCCAAGUUAUAAAUCUAAAGUGACCCUUUCAAAGUAUUAACGACAACUAAAAGUUUUCCUAGUUAUAAACCUAAAGUGACCCUUUCAUCCUUAGCAUAAAGAUCAGGGCUGGGUAUCAUUAAUGAUACUCGUCUUAUACUCGUGACCUGACCCGUAUUCGCCUUGUAUAGAUCAAUGCAACUUUUAGGAGCUCCAUACAGACAUAUUUUGAAUCGUUUUAGAGCUUUAAGUCAAUGGAGAAGAAAAUAUAAUAUGAACUCAGAAAAGCAAGAAGAAAACAUUAAACAAAAAGUGGAAGCUACGUACUCGUAUGAAACUGUAUCAACAAAAAAAAUAUCAACCACUAUUGAAAGCUACGUACAUUGAAAGAACUAUUUGACGUUCUUAAGGCCGGUGUUUUAGAAAUAAAAGAGUAGAGUUAUAUCAGUCGGGAUCUAGAAAAUAUUUUGAGUGGAAUCAAAACCUUUUUGAUGUAUUAAUAAAUUUUUGUUUGAUAUUUUUUUUUAACAAGGAUAGCAUUUAGAAGAAAAAUAAACUAAAUAAAAUCAAGGGCUUAUUUCUGUAAUAGCCAUAUUUGUAAAACAAGUUAGGUGAGUGACAAUGAUAUUAACAGAAUGCAAUGUCAAACACUUAAUACAUAAAUCAUCUGGUUUUGCCCUUGCAUGUAAAACAUUUCCAGUAGCAAGAGAGAGAGAGUAGGUGUCAUCAUUCAUUUGGUGGCGUAUCGACAAUCACAUAUCUAUACACAUCAUAAUAUGAAACAUUAUUAAAAUAAAAUAACAACAAAUGGAAUAGCAUAAUAUAUAUUGUUCAAAUUUUUGAAAUAUCUAUAAUUGCAAGGAAAAAGAUAAUGCUUACCC
This is a messenger RNA of Brassica napus (rape), 2723 nucleotides long. Its product is annotated as protein ROH1-like. Bases 386 to 1528 code for a protein of 380 amino acids. The transcript has a single exon. The record is from RefSeq and is a predicted model, not a curated record. NCBI's taxonomy places the organism in Eukaryota, Viridiplantae, Streptophyta, Magnoliopsida, Brassicales, Brassicaceae.